Messenger RNA from Schistocerca piceifrons (Central American locust), 1096 nucleotides. RefSeq lists its product as uncharacterized. The transcript is spliced from 7 exons. The record is from RefSeq and is a predicted model, not a curated record. NCBI's taxonomy places the organism in Eukaryota, Metazoa, Arthropoda, Insecta, Orthoptera, Acrididae. The coding region runs from base 200 to 754 and encodes 184 amino acids.
GAACUAACCUCCUGCCGGCGGUCUGCGACCGGAGGACCCAGCCAACCUGCGGGUGCGCGGCGCCACGCUUUGAAACCUGCGUGCCCCGGCCCGAGGUUGUCUGUGGGCCCAGUCGCUGCCCUAGGCGCCGCCGCGCCCUUAUGACCUACAAAGGAGGACCGGUCCGCGCACAUCCAGCCGCCGGCAAGCCAAAGCAGCCAUGUGGCCUCGGCUGUUGUUCCUGUACUGCGCGGCCCUGGUAGCCUUCAGCCUGUGCCAGGAGACGCCUCUGCGCCCUCUGCAUCAGGAGUCCCAGCAGAGCUCUACGCGACCACGGCGACAGGUCACACUGUUCCAGCUGCCUCGAUUGCUCUUUACGUUCUUCAGGGUUCUCAGAGAGACAAGAAAUGAUACAAAAAGCGCCAUACGACAAAUUUCCCAAAUCCUCAACGAUAACAUUCGAGAUGCACCAUCAACAGUGCAGCCUCCCUCUCAGAGCACGCCGCCGGGCGAGGGCGGCGACAACAUGACGACCACCACGGAGUACGUGCUGACGCGCCAGGAGCUGCUGAGGAUCGCGCGUCUCAACAUCCGUGGGCUCGUGCGGCUCUUCAAUCAGGAGGUCGACAUUGCUGUCAACGAUUCGUAUCGCAAUGUGGCACAAACACGUGCCGAGUUCCGCGAGUCUCUCCGGCAAGCUCUGCGGCCAGCUACGACCACGACCACGACGACCACUACGCAAAGGACCACGACCUCAGACAGCAACGAAGUCUAAGGUCGAGCACAGCCAGCGGUUGCUCAUAACCUCAAGAGCGUGGCACAGUGACUUCUUUCAUGGUGACCUUAUUUUCUCUAAGGAGAAACUGUGCAAUUAACAUUCUUCCUAAGUUUAGUGGUAAUACCAUCUCCAUUCCAAACUAUCAUGGUGUACUCUAUGUUGCUGUGAGUGCAAUCGUCGUGUAUAGAAUGAUGUACAUGAAGGCUCACAAAAGUAGUUUCGUACUGAGGAUUAUCUUAAAAUAUUAUAACGAUGUUUUAUUGUGUUCUCUUAGGUUGUGAAUACAGAAGUGCCAUUGUCUCGAUGCACAAGGUGCAGCAUAAAUAACAUUCACAUCUA